AUGGAAAGCUAUCAAAAUAUCGCAUCCAAAUACAUAUCUUCUAAUGCUGCCGGAGGUAUUGAAGAGUCAAAAGAAUCUCAUCAAGAGGACCCAUUCGGCCUAAAAUCACUGGGGAGUGAAGACCAGACAAAGCCUACCUUGAGGAGCUUCAAAAUUAAGUCAAGUAUUGUCUCAAAGGCGCUGGAGAACUUCUUUACAUACACCCAAUAUUGUCAAAGAUAUGAAGGAGAUAUCCAAGAGCUCCAUCAACAGUGGGGACACCAACUUGUCCAACUUAAGCUUAAGGUCAACAACAUUGAAGAUGAAGGGAGACUCCAAGAACUUGAAGAUUUUGACAAAGAAAUUAAUCUGAUGAAGAAGGAGAUGAGCAACCAAGACAUCUUUGCUAAGUUUAAGGAUGAAUCCUAUUGGAGACUUCUGGAAGAAGAGGUGGUUGCUAACAUUUAAUCUCGAAGAUAAAUCUUCUUCACUGCAACAACGAGUCCAUCCCAAACCCGCUUUGGACAGACUCUCCUUCUCUUCAACAGAAUUCGACUCCUACUAUUGGCUUCAAAAGGGCUGACAGAGGCCUUUUAGAUCAGUUAUUCAGCUCAUACUAUGGAUGAACAGACCAGGAGAUAUGAAUGUCACCAAGGGGCUUGACAAAAGACUUCCUGAUUUAGGAGAAUUAUGGCUUAGGAAUAUUCCUAGUGAGAGUCAAGAGGCAAGGGAUUGUGUUGCCAAGUAUUUCCCCAAAAAAGUACAGCUGUUUAGCUUUAAUUAUGAAUCUGCUCUGGGGAGCAUCGACUUGUAUCACUCUGCCUUGCUGGCUGCUACUUCUUCUGUGACAGAGACUGUUUUUCUUUAUAAUUUCAAGAUCUCCCAGGCCCAGACCAUCGCCCUCCUCGCUGCCUUUCGCAAGGUCACAAUCUUUGGCUUGUGUUCUUGUAUCAUGCACAUUCCCUCUGUGCCUUCCUUCCCUGACUCCAUGGCCAACUCCAACAUUUGGCAAUUAGAUUUCUCCAGUUCAGGAGAUAGAGCCCACGGAGACUGGGGGGAGGAUAGCUCGUGAUUCAGUAACUUGAUGGCUGGGCUCGCACAGGUAGACAUCCUAGGGGAAACUUGGAGUGGGUAGGCAUCCAUGACUGUGGAAUGAAGAAGGAAGAAAUAAAUGCGAUCUUGGAGAACUGUG
Moneuplotes crassus is the source of this 1171-nucleotide messenger RNA. NCBI's taxonomy places the organism in Eukaryota, Ciliophora, Spirotrichea, Euplotida, Euplotidae. The record is from the annotation of a GenBank genome assembly.